Messenger RNA from Coffea eugenioides, 345 nucleotides. RefSeq lists its product as uncharacterized. Gene Ontology annotation, molecular function: zinc ion binding. NCBI's taxonomy places the organism in Eukaryota, Viridiplantae, Streptophyta, Magnoliopsida, Gentianales, Rubiaceae. The record is from RefSeq and is a predicted model, not a curated record. The coding region runs from base 1 to 345 and encodes 114 amino acids. The transcript is spliced from 2 exons.
AUGCCAAGAUCAAAUCCAAUACCUCCAAUGUGUGGCUGUGGAUUGAGCACCAUUGUGAAAACGUCAUGGACUCCACAGAAUCCAGGUCAAAGAUAUGCGGAAUGCCUGCUUGCUCAGGGAUGCGAGUAUUCAAAAUGGAUAGAUGAAGAAAUGUGUCUGCGUUUAGUGGAGAUUAUACCUGAGUUGCUUCGACGAAUCAAUCAAAUGGAGAAACAACUCAAAAAUGCUGAAGAGUCAGCACAAAAGUGGGAGUGCAAAGCAGCAAAAUUGCAGACAAAGGUUCAAAGGUUGGAAAGGAAGUUUGUCGUAGCUCUUGCAAUCACCUACAGCUUUGUGUUAGCAUGA